GCCAACUCCGCCCAUUUCUUUUGUUUUCUUUCUUCUUCUUCUUCCCCGGCCUUCCAACGUUUUUUGUUUGCUAUAGUUUACAAUUACAAUACUCACUCACACACGCACCAAAAAGAUUUCUGGAAAUCUGUUCGUGAAUGGUUAAUACCCCAAGGCCAAAGAAAGAAAGAAGACUACAAAACCCAAGAAAGAAGCAACGACUGCAACAACAACAAGCUAUGAAAAGCUCGCCGCUGCAGUCUAGCGACUGCUGCUUCCAUGGCCGCCAGCAAGAAACAUCGUAAGCGCAGAUGGGUGUAAUCAUCCGGAAAAUCGCCCGGGUUGGCUUCAAGUGGAGCGUCCUCGACCGCGUCUCUGUUUUCCGCCAGUUCUUCGAGUUCUUAUGGGACAGGAUUCUCUCCUGUUCGAUUGGUAAGCCGCCCGCCAAGUACCGCCGUCUGACUCGCCCCGGCGCUGCAACUUCGUUUUCUACUUCUUCUGCUUCUUCCUCUUCCGCUUCUUGCGGUGGCUCCAACGACGAUUACGGUGCUGUGACUUUCGUUGAGGCGUGCACGACGAGUGGAAGCGGCGAGUUGGAAUCUUCCAACUCGGAUUUGGUGCCGCUGAAGAUCAGCUUGUUGGGUGAUUGCCAAAUCGGGAAAACGAGCUUCGUGGUCAAGUAUGUUGGGGAUGAACAAGAGAAGGAGAGCCUGGAAAUGGCUGGAUUGAAUUUGAUGCACAAGACAUUGUUAGUUCAAGAUGCCAGGAUUUCAUUCAGCAUAUGGGAUGUUGGAGGGGAUAGCAGGUCGUUUGAUCAAGUCCCCAUUGCCUGUAAAGAUGCAGUUGCAAUACUCUUCAUGUUUGAUCUCACCAGCAGAUGCACACUCGACAGUGUUGCUGGAUGGUAUUGUGAAGCCAGGAAAUGGAACCAGACGGCUAUACCAAUCCUGAUCGGGACCAAGUUUGAUGAUUUCGUCCGGCUACCUCCAAAUGUACAGUGGACUAUAGCAACCCAGGCAAGGGCAUACGCAAGAGCGAUGAAGGCGACGCUGUUCUUCUCAAGUGCGCAGCACAACAUAAAUGUGAACAAGAUCUUCAAGUUCAUCGCAGCAAAGGUGUUUAACUUGCCAUGGACGCUGGACAGGAACCUCACCAUUGGGGAGCCCAUUAUUGACUUCUAAUCUCUUUUUCCUGUAAUGGCCGUUUACUUCUUGUUCUUUUAACUGUUCUUUCAUGCAUUGAUGGGUUUUGUAUUCUGCUGUAAAUAGUAGAGGAAAGUGAAGAAGAGGGAAAGUAGAAAGGAAAAUUGGAGAAUGAGUGGGAGUGGGAGUGGGAGUGGGAGUGGGAGUGCAGAUUGAUUGAUUUUUUCCCAAGAACGAUUGUUGCUUUCAUUUCUUCCUUGCCCCCUUUUGUUCCACCCUUCUGCUAACUUUACGACUUAUAAGAAGAGAUAAUCACAGUGAGCUUUGUGUAAACUGAGAGGAAAAAAAGACUCCAAUCUUGAAAUUUCCCCUGAUUCAAGUGACUAUUUAAGGUAGGGGUGU
This is a messenger RNA of Linum tenue, 1523 nucleotides long. Lineage: Eukaryota; Viridiplantae; Streptophyta; Magnoliopsida; Malpighiales; Linaceae. The record is from the annotation of a GenBank genome assembly.